Arachis ipaensis is the source of this 2178-nucleotide messenger RNA. RefSeq names its product Regulator of chromosome condensation (RCC1) family protein. Lineage: Eukaryota; Viridiplantae; Streptophyta; Magnoliopsida; Fabales; Fabaceae. The record is from RefSeq and is a predicted model, not a curated record.
UGCAAUAAUUGACGCGAUCGAAUCGAGCUUAUCAGGAAAAACAGUCGACAGCAUCUGUGUUCUGUGAUGUGAGUGGCAGCUCAGCUUCUGGUUUUGCGAACUCGCCGGAGACCAUGGACGACGCCGGAAACAUUCCAAACUCCGGCAACCCAUCGCACAAGGUCAUCGCCGUCACUGCCGGGGAAGCGCACACUCUCCUUCUUACCGGGGAUGGGAGUGUGUACUCAUGGGGAAGAGGAAUGUUUGGGAGGCUUGGCCAUGGUUCAGAAAAGGAUGAGCUUUUACCAGUUCAGGUCAAGUUUCAGAACCCUAAUGGAGGAGAAGCAGACACACCCAAAAUUGUUGCUAUUGCUUCUGGUGCUUAUCAUAAUCUUGCUCUUGCAGAUGACGGGUCCGUUUGGAGUUGGGGUUACAAUAUUUAUGGUCAACUUGGCACUGACGGAGAGGACACACCUGAUGAAAAUUCUAUUGGUGGAGUUUAUAACCUAGCGCCCCACUUAUUGAAUAAGUUUCCCGAGUCGCACCCACUUGAUUCUUCAACUGGUGUCUCUGAAGUACAAGGAAAAGGAUCAAUUAAGAUACAUGCUGUCAAAGCAGGAGGAAUGAUGUCUAUGGCUAUUGAUAAUCGUGGCACCCUCUGGAUGUGGGGAAACUGCCCACAAGAAAGCAAAGGUGAAUUCUCUCUUGUAAGUAGUUUCAUUCCAAUGCCAAUACUGGCCUUUCAUGGCCUUAAUGUUGCCAAGGUUGCAUGUGGAAAUGAGCAUGUUGUAGCAUUGGUUAGUGCCGGAGAAUCAAACAAUGGUGAAGAUUUGGUCUGCUACUCUUGGGGUUUUAACAACCAUGGCCAGUUAGGAUUGGGGGAUAGGGAGAACAGGGCACAUCCAGAAGUUGUGAAAACAUUUGAUGAGGAGUCCCCUUGGACAAUUUAUGACAUAGCAUGUGGUGCUGCUCACACUGCCUUGCUCACUCGCAAAAAGAAAUCUACCGAGUUGGAAAGCAAGUGCUGGACUUUUGGCCUUGGGGAUAAUGGCCAACUCGGGCAUGGAACAACACAAAGCGCAUUAUUUCCUACACCUGUUCAAGACUUGCCGCAAGAUAUAUCUCUUAUUGGUAUCGAUUGCGGCUUGUUUCAUACAAGUGUGGUUUCCUCAUCAGGGGAUGUGUGGUCAUGGGGAAUGGAGAAGGGUCUUGGCUUAUGCCCUGAUGCUGGUCGUGGUUCAUCAGAUUCUGGUGAUGCCCUCUCACCCUUGCUUAAACCUUGUGCUCCAUACCAACCUAAGUUUCCAGAUCCGGUUCAAGUUGCAUGUGGAGCUGCACAUACUGUUAUUGUUGCGCGGGAUGGAUAUAAGGUGUGGUCUUGGGGUAGAGGGCGAUGUGGAGUUCUUGGAACCGGUAACGAAUUGGACUGUUAUACCCCCACCAAGGUGCGGUGGCCUCCAGCGACCGAAGAUUCAGAGGAAGAGGAAUCAAAGAGCUCCCUCGAGCAGGACAGAGAGAAAGAAAAGGAGGCCGAAGUAAAAACAGAAACAGAUGAGAAAUUAUCCUCGGCACUGAAUGAGCUGAAGCAGCUUCAAUUGAAGCUAUCCACAAUGGAACAAUAUGCUAGCAUACUUCAUGGUUGUGUUUUCGGAAAACCUUUUGCUGAGCAAGAUGUCCCUGCUUCAUUGAAGGAUUCAGGUUCAUUCAACAUUGCAAAAGAAUGGGAGAACAUGUUGGAGACUGCAGAUCAUAGGACGCUAAUGAGGUUGGAAAUGUUCUACCGGGACAUGCUUGCUGGUGUGAAAGAUAAACAAAUGAAGAGAAGGAUCAAGGAAAUUGUAAAGGAGUGCCUCCAAUCACCGGAGCCGAAAAAUUAGUAUGUAUGAGAGGAACAAAUUGUUCAACACACAAAAGGCAAUGAGCUAGGUGAUCAUGUUCCAGUUUUGCAGGGUGGCAUGGCAUGCCUACUUAUCGCUUUAUUUGAUCAUUCUAUUUUGCACCUUGCAUCAAUCCUCGGUGCCUCGUUCUAUAUGUGUAUUGUUUAAGCCUAAAGAUAUGUAAAAUUUGUGUCAAUAACAUGUAUAAGAUAUGUAUUCAUUCCCCUUGUAGCCUGAAUUUGAUCCCAGGACGGCAGGACAUAUGUAAAAUGCCAUUUUAAGUGAGCUUUCAUUUCGAUAAUAAAAAAUAUAUUUCAUCGAA